Cavia porcellus (domestic guinea pig) is the source of this 3324-nucleotide messenger RNA. RefSeq names its product forkhead box H1 (gene Foxh1). The transcript has 3 exons. Lineage: Eukaryota; Metazoa; Chordata; Mammalia; Rodentia; Caviidae. Gene Ontology annotation, molecular function: transcription cis-regulatory region binding; DNA-binding transcription activator activity, RNA polymerase II-specific. Gene Ontology annotation, cellular component: activin responsive factor complex. Gene Ontology annotation, biological process: positive regulation of transcription by RNA polymerase II; transforming growth factor beta receptor signaling pathway. The coding region runs from base 1602 to 2714 and encodes 370 amino acids. The record is from RefSeq and is a predicted model, not a curated record.
GGCCCUUCUCACCAGGGGCGGGGCCUGUCCCAAGAAACUCUUAGAGGCUUAAGGAGUGUGUUGUUUGCUCCUCUCUGCGGCGCAGAAUUCCUCUGGGUCCGGGAGGGGUGGGAAGGACAGGGGGUCAAAUGCUCUUUGGAAAGGUGACUACCUGUGUAUGUGCUGGGCUCUGAAGGAAGGACGUAUAAAAGGAGUCCACUUCAAAGCAGAGGCAGCAUAGGGAGGCAGGGACGUGUGCCAAGGCAAAAGAGCCAGAACUGCACGGGAGACAAGGUAGCUGCUUGGGUGUGAGCAGGAAAAUGGGCGAUGGGUGCGAAGAGAGGAAGGCGGCUAUUAGGAAAAGCCGAGGGAGGAGGCUUGAACACCAGGAGCUGGGCCGGUGUGGUGCAGAGGGGCGCUUUCAAGGAGAGAAUGAUGCGCUCAGAGGCUAAAAGGCUAUAGGUUUUAGCCUGGUAAGACAAAAGGACCCUUCAGGGAAAGUCCAGAAAGGGAGGAAGGAGAAAGCCCCAUGAGUGAGAAAAUGACAGGAGUCCAGAGGAAACCAGAUGAGAUCUUUGAAAGUCUCAGAUCAUCGGGGAAGGGCCCAACCCAGCCAAGGAAGGGUGGGCAGGUACAGUGGUACUCCACAGUUAUCCUUCAUUUUGGAUCCAUGUUCUGUCCCCCAAUGUACUAGGGGUGCAUCUCUCACCAGACUCCCUCCAGGUACUGGACAUCCACUGUAUAUUAGCAGAUUUUCAAUCCUUUAAGGGUAAAAAGGAUAAGGACUGCCCGAGAAAGUCUUAAUUCUCACAAUAGAAUGUUUUUAGUGCUAGGAAAAAGCUCCUCAUGGUCUGGAAGUGCCAUGCUGUGCUAUCAGCACCAACCAUCACUGAUGGUGCUCUGGCCCAGGUACCCUCUUGAUCAAACUUGCCCCGUGUGAGGAAAAUCUUGGCUUUGGAGCAGGUACACAGCACAUAUCCUGACAAGUCCCAGAGGCAAAGCCAUGGAUAAAAUGACCAGGAAGAGAAGGUGAAGGGCCCACCUGGGCUCCUGUAGCAUGUUCUUGGGCAAAUCACUUAAAGCCACUGUGGGGCUUUUUGGCCUCUCCCUCCAGGAAACCUCCUAAUCACAUUCAGUCCCUAGGACUCAGGAUGCCCCUUCUCAGCAGCUUGCCAAGGGCAAGUUCCUCCCCAUCUUUUAGGUGAGAGCUUGAGCCCUUGCUCAGGCAAAGCAAUCCACAGGCCCCUUGAGGAUUUCCUUCUACAUCACAGGAGAUGCCAGCACCCAAAGGCAGCCAGAAAUGGGAUGGUGGCUUCAGGAGGUCACCAGAAGUCCCCACUGGAAUCCUCUCUGCCCCUCCCUUUCAGAUUAACUGAAACCUGCUAAUUGUGGCAGCCCUUGCAUGCUCCCCUCCCCCACAGGCUCUUCCUCUCUCUCUCUCUCCCCUCCCCCUUCCAUAAGAAUGAUAAAGGAGCCGGUGGCCCAGACUCAGCCUCCGGCUCUGGCCCAACCUUGCCACACUCCCAGGCAGCCCUCAGCCUCCCUUAGGCCAGGCUUUGGACCACACUGCCAGCUCAGACACACACACACACACACACACACACACACACACACACACACACAUGGGGCCUCGAAGCGACUCCCGCCUGGGGCUCCUGGAGGCAGAAGCACCCUCGAAGCCCACCAAGAGGAGAAAGAAGAGAUACCUGCGACAUGAUAAGCCCCCUUAUACCUACUUGGCUAUGAUCGCCUUGGUGAUUCAGGCUGCACCCUGCCGCAGGCUGAAACUGGCUCAGAUCAUCCGGCAGGUCCAGGCCGUUUUUCCCUUCUUCAGGGAUGACUACGAGGGCUGGAAGGAUUCCAUUCGCCACAACCUUUCCUCCAACCGAUGCUUCCACAAGGUGCCAAAGGACCCUUCGAAACCCCAAGCCAAAGGCAACUUCUGGGCAGUUGACGUGAGCCUGAUCCCUCCUGAGAUGCUGCGCCUGCAGAACACUGCCCUAAGCCGGCGCUGGCAGAACCGGGGCACACGCAGAGCCUUCGCCAAGGACCUAAGCCCUUAUGUGCUUCACGGCCAGCCCUACAGGACACCCAGUCCUCUGCUGCAGCCCAGUGAGGGCUUCAGCAUCAAAUCUCUGCUAGGGCACCCUCAAGAGGAGACACCCUGGCCCCAGCAGCCUAACCCACCUAGACAGGACAGCCCAGCUCAGGAAGGCUUGGGAUGUAGUGGGGAGGAGGUGAUGCCCACUUCACCAGUUCCCUCCUCUGAGAGGCCUCUAUGGCGCCUCUGCUCCCUCCAGGGGCCCACAACAGUGGAGGGGGACACUUCCCAAGGAGCAGUCAUUGGGCCCUCACCACUGUCCCCACAGCCUACAGCCUGGCCCCUCCCUGUACUGCAGGGUAGUCUAGACCCUGGGGGGCGGCCCAGUGGGGAGUGCAGGGCCUCCUUGUGGGGACAGCUGCCCACCUCCUAUUUGCCCAUUUAUACUCCCAACGUGGUAAUGCCCUUGGCCCCACUGCCACCCACCUCCUGUCCCCAAUGCCCACCUUCAACUAGCCCAGCCUAUUGGGGGGUGGCCUCUGAGUCUGGAGCUACUCCAGGGCUGCUCUGGGAUCUAGACUCCCUCUUUCAGGGGGUGCCACCCAACAAGAGCAUCUAUGAUGUGUGGGUCAGCCACCCUCGGGACCUGGCUGCUCCCACCCCAGGCUGGCUGCUCUCCUGGUACAGCCUGUAAAGCUCCCAGGACAGGGGCUGCCCCCCCCCCCAGCUUGAUAGCUCCUUUGAGGAGGAUGCCCACAGCAUUUACAAUAGCCUUAAAAUACCAGCCUUGUUGAGAGUCCACAAUGUUUAUUGGGCUACCCCAGAAAGAGUUGCAGCCCAACUAUCCAAGAGGUCAGACAUGCCCCUGCUUCCCCCAUACCCCAGGGCAAAGCUGGAGGAACAGAUUUCAGCCUGGAGUAGCCCUUCUUGGUCUCACCUUCGGCCCACCACCAUCCAUUUAUCCAUCCAUCACCAUCUGUCUCCUCCCCUUGCUGGCUCCAGGCUGGGGGAGGGAGAACCUAAUGGUAGGUCCCAGCCUCAAGUCCUGCCCUCCCUCAACUGUCUGGGAAGGAGGUAGCACCUUUUGGGAAAAGAGUAAGGGAGUAAAACUUAGACCCUACACAGUCUCGGGGUGAAGAUGGUGGGGGAAAUAACAGUAAAGAAAUUUAUAGCAUUGUAAUGCCAAGUCUGAUUUUUGAGGGCUGAGGUGGUGACUUGGGAAGCUACUUGGCCAGGAUCUGGCUCCUAUAGCUCUGGGAUCUCCUGCUGUGUGCUGUGAUAAGAGCAAAUGGUGAUAAGGAGGG